Messenger RNA from Daktulosphaira vitifoliae (grape phylloxera), 1814 nucleotides. RefSeq names its product tubulin-specific chaperone E (gene Tbce). The coding region runs from base 164 to 1735 and encodes 523 amino acids. Lineage: Eukaryota; Metazoa; Arthropoda; Insecta; Hemiptera; Phylloxeridae. Gene Ontology annotation, molecular function: protein binding. The transcript is spliced from 11 exons. The record is from RefSeq and is a predicted model, not a curated record.
ACACGUUGUAUGACGCAUACUUUUUGUCAAAUGUUACAGAAUAAUGAUAAUCACCCUCAAGCAUUACAUUGAUGUGUUACAUUAAUUACAACGUGUAUUUUUUUAAUCGUGGAUAACUUCAACAUAAACACCAGAUAAAUGCGGAAAGUGUAAAAUAAUAGACAUGAGUGAUGUUUGUAAUGAUAAUUCUAUCAAAGUUGGACGAAGAGUUUUAGUCGAUACAUCCUAUGGAGUAACUAGAUAUAUUGGAAAAUUACCUGGGAAUGAGAAAAUUUGGGUUGGAAUAGAGUGGGAUGAUCCUUUAAGAGGUAAACAUGAUGGUAUUCAUAACAGUAUAAGAUAUUUUAAGACUAUUCAUCCAAAUGGAGCCUCCUUUGUGAAAGUAGAAAAAGUCAUUCCUUGUCAAGUUACCUUUUUACAGGCAUUCAAAUUUAAAUAUGGUCAAAAUUGUGAUCCUGUUAUUAAUGAUGAUAUAUGUGCUAUUAGAAAACAAUCAAAAAUGUCCUUAUUUGAAGUGGUUGGAAUGCAAAAAAUUCAAGAAAAACAAGCGCAUUUUGACAAAUUAACUUAUGUCAAUUUAAACAAUGAAUCUAUCACUGAUGCGGGUUCAUAUGGAGAAAUACAAGAUUGUUGUCCCAACAUCUCUGAUCUAGAAUUAUGUAAUAAUUGCUUUUCAAAUUGGAUAACUAUUGCACAAAUAGCCAAACAACUAGUAAAUUUAACAAAUUUAAAUUUAAGUUUCAAUAAUAUAAAAAUACCUUCUAAUUUUGAAAACUUAAAAGAUUGCUUUGGAAAUUUGAAAAAAAUUAUUCUUGGCAAUCUAAACUAUUCUUGGAAUGAUGUUAUGAGUUUAUGUCAAGUAUUUCCACUUCUAGUAGAAUUAGAAGUUCCGCAAAAUAAUAUUGAUAAAUUAAAAAUUACUUCACAUAUAAUAAAUAAUUUAGUAACUCUAAAUUUGGAAAAUAAUCAAUUAUCUUGGCCAGAAAUAAAUAAACUACACUCUCUAAAAAAUUUAGAGUGUUUAAAUCUCAACCGAAAUAAAAUAGAUGUAAUUCAAAUACAACCGUCAACAUUCUCUUCACUAAAGUUCUUAAUGAUAAGUCAUAAUAUGAUCUCAAGUAUGGAUUCAAUUAAUGAACUGAACAAAUUGAAAUCAUUAAUUUCACUUCGUAUUCAAAACAAUCCAUUGCUUAAAGACUUAACUGUUACAAAUUAUACUUUGCAAAUAGUAUCAAGAAUUUCAACAUUAAUGAUAUUAAAUGGAACAAGUAUAACUAUGCAAGAACGUAAACACUUUGAAAGAGAUUUUUUAAAAGAUAUUGAAGUUAUAUGGCAUAAAACUCUGACUAAUGAUGAAGAAAAAAAAGAAUUUUUACUUAAGUAUCCACGUUACACAGAACUUAUUGAAAAGUAUGGUACUUAUUAUAUAGAUAAUACUGAGUCGACGAAUAAAAUAAAAACUAUAAAAGUAAAAUUAGUUAAUUAUUGUAAAACAUCAAACAAAGAGAUUAACAUAAAAACUAAAACAUUACCUGUCACUAUGACAAUGUAUCGAUUGAAAGAAUUAAGCAAGCGAAUAUUUAAUCUUGGAAAUAAAAACUUGGAGUUGACUUAUUCGGUAGAAAAGAAUCCAGGAACUGAAUACUCCAUGGAAAAUAUGAGCCAAUCUCUAGAUUAUUAUUCUGUUGAAAAUAAUAGUAUUAUAUUUGUUAAAACACUUAAUGCUGAAAAUUGAAAUGAAUAUUAAAACCAAUUUUUAUGUCAUGCAUUGAAUGUUUUAAUAAAUAAUUUUUACUAAAAUGCAUUUAAUUAUA